AUAGAUUCUAGAGAUCUUAGUUUAUUUGUAUUGUAUCUAUAUUUAAUAUUUAUAUAAUCUAGACCUCUGCAGAUCUAAUCUAGAUCUACCUUCUAUUUAGAAUCUAGAUUUAGAUUUACGGUACUUCAUUCAAUAUGGCGGGAGUUGUGUUAGAGACGUUGAGUAACAAAAAGCUUUUGAUUUUGAGUUUUUCUUUAGCAAUAAUUCUUACCGUUUUCUUCUUGAUUGGAGGAAUUGUUGCUCCUUCACCAAAUAGUGUGAUGGAUACUCUAACUGUCAAAUGUUAUGAUAAAGACAAUGGUUGGCAUCUUAAUAACAUGAAGCCAUUUACCCCAAGAGGAAAAGAUUCAUGCAAAUAUAUAGAUAGUUUUAAUGAUGAGGAAAUAGAGCUGAAGAAAAUAGAUGCCAAUGAAAUUGUGUUUUCUCAGCUGCUACCGCUUCCUAAAGAAGGAAUCGAUCUUGAUAUGUCAAGAUGGUUUCAGAAUCUGAUAGCUGUGAUGGAUGUAAAUGUAGAGUAUGAUGAAGAUAAUCCAUAUCCUGAAAAUAACAAACCAGAAAUGUUGAUAGAAGCCAAACUUUUUUAUCGAGAUAAGGAGGAUGAUGAAUCAGACUGGAAGUUAUUAGCUGAAUCAAGUGAACAACGCACAUUGGAUUGUACAAUUGAGCCUGAGAGGAGGCGUAAAGGAAAUUUGUAUACUUGUGAAUUGAUAUCACUUUUUGAACUAGGCAGUGUUCAUUAUGACUAUUACUUGAUAAAUAUUCGUCUACCUAUUGAUCCAAGAAACACUAUGAACAGAAUUGGAAAACUUGCAGAUAUGCAUGUCAUUGCUAUCUUUCAAAAUGGUGGCUUUACAAAGGUUUGGUUUUCCAUGAAAACUGUUUUGUUCCCCAUGGUCUUAGUUGUCUUGGUCUGGUUUUGGAGGAGAGUUCAAACGCAGGGUCGCUCGACAAAUCUUACAGAAAGAACCAUAUUUGCACUUGGAAUAAUUUUAUCUAUCAUGAACUGUCCCAUUGAAUGGCUUACCUUAGCAGUGAACAUGCCUUAUAUGAUGCUGUUGAAUGACAUCAGAGAUGGUGCUUUUUAUGCAAUGUUGUUAUCCUUCUGGAUUAUAUUUGUUGGGGAACACAUGAUGGACCAGGUGGAUAGAAACAGGUUGAUGGCAUAUUGGAAGCACUUGACUGUUGUUAUUUUGGGCUGUCUGGCACUUUUUAUUUUUGAAAUGUGUGAAAGGGGCAGGCAGCUUGUGAAUCCGUUUUUUAGCAUUUGGUCUUCAGAGAUAGGUGGAGCAGCUGCAUUUGGCUUCAUUAUAACUGCUGGAAUAGCUGCCUGUAUUUACUUCCUCUUCUUGUGCUACCUUGUCUUCAGAGUCUUCAGAAAUAUUAGCUUGAAGCGAACAUCUCUACUACACAUGAGCACAUUGAGAAGAAAAUAUUAUUCAGGUCUAAUUUUUCGUUUCAAGUUUUUGAUGAUUGUAACUUUGCUGUGUGCUGCACUGACAGUUAUUUUCUUUAUCAUUGGACAACUGAGUGAAGGACAGUGGAAAUGGGGAGACAUUGAUGUCAGCUUGGAGUAUACUAGUGCAUUUCUCACUGGUGUUUAUGGAAUGUGGAAUGUUUAUGUGAUAGCCAUUCUUUGUUUGUAUGCUCCAUCCCAUAAAAAGUUUACUACAGAAACUGAUGAUACAGAUACCAAUAGUAGAGAAGAGGAGGUUCAAUUGACCCAGUUGCCUUCAGAGGCAUCCACUCUGACCAGCUUCAUUACAAAACAAUCUGCAGAUUAAGAAGGCCAGGGUGGUGAGAACAUGUUGAUCUGAUGACCUGCUUUUACAUAUUUAUUUUUCUGUAUAGUUCUGUGUUAAAAUGAAAUUUCAUGUACAUAAUAUAUAAAUAGGAUUACUUUUUGCAUUAUAUACAAAUGUAUUUUUUGUAAUUUAUAUUUGGUGUACAGUGUAAUCCAUUUAAUUAUCUUUUAGUCAUCACCCAUGUGGAAUAGAUAAUAAAAGUACCUUUUUAAGAGACCUCAGCCCUUUUCUAUCUGAUCCAUUUAAUCCAAAUUUUCCUGCCUCAAUUUUUUGGUGAAAUCUAGUUCUCAAGCAGUCUUUUACUUACCAUGUGAGCUCCACUUCAGGACUUGUCUGGUAAUGUUAAUUGAAUUUGGCAACGUCUGGUCAAUUCAGACACCUGUUUUCUCAUCCUUUUUGUUUUCACUUGUCUCCAGGAAGUCACUGUAAGCUUAAACAUUUCAAAAUAAAUAUUUAUUUUAAUUAAUGAAACCUUCGAACAAAUUUUUUUUUUGCUCAGGAUUUUCAGACAUUAUCAAAUGUAGCCAAUUCUAAUACGUAACUUCUUUAGUAUUGAAAUUAAAGGUUGUUAGCCAUAAACCACAACCUCAUAGAUGCAGCUGACCCCCUCCCCUCCUCUAAUUGCAAAAUCGACUGUAAAAUGAAAGGUCUUGAAAAGAAAUUUUUGUUUAAAAAUCAAGGGAUAAGUAAAAAUGACAAUUCUAAAUAAUGUUGACUUCAGCGUCAGAAUAGGUUUUAAUUUGUUAACAUGUUUGAGAAAUCUUUGAUCAGUUAAUUUUUAAAAAGGGUUGUGUUCAUUGGUAAAGUGCUCAUUAACUUUUAGAACAUUUUUUCUUUAGAGUGUAUCUAAAAUACUUUACUUUAAAAUGUGUUAUGACCUUUUUUUUGUGCGUGAACAAAUACAUAUCAGGAAAUGUUACACAAAGUAACUUUUUUUAUCACUGUUAUUAUUUAUUUUUUUUUGUACAGAGUCCAACAAAUUUUCUACUCCAACUAUUUACUUAUGUUUGUGUGUGACAUACAACCAGCAUUACAAAUCUGAACAUUUGAUACUUAAGGCAUUUACUUUUGUCUACAAAUAUUUGGAUUGAACUGACUAAGUGAUAUUAAUUUGUUAUACAUCUUCACUCAAAGUUUUCAAAUGAAUUUAUUUUAAAUGCUAAUUUUUUUUCCUUUUUACGUUGUGAAAUGUGUGUAUACACUACAUUUAAUAACACAAUGAAAUGGAACCAAUUGUGAUGUUAGCCAAUGAAAUGGUACAGAAGUUAGGCUGUUAUGUAUUUAGAUUAGUUUCUGCUUAAAUCCAAUGCCAGUCCUGUUUUUUCUUGACAUUAUUUUUCAUUGAGAGUUAUGUUUUUGUCAGACAUCAUAAAAUUAUUUUAAAAACAAUAAUAAGCUACUUCAUUGUACAAUCUUAUAGACUGACUGUUUUCAUAUAAAUGUGUUCAUAAAAUUGAUAAGAUUGGCUUCAAGUUCAGUUUAGAGCUGAAAAUAAAUUUGGUGAAAAGUUAGAAAAUAAAGCUUUCAAAUCUCAACAAAAAAUUGUGGUUUAACACUUCAGGGUUCGUAGCCACCUUGAAAACCUGGAAAACACCUUGAAUUUCAUAUUAAAUUCAAGGCCUUGAAAAAGCCUUGAAUUUCGUAAGAAAUGGUGAAAAAACCUUUAAUUUUAAAACUGGACCUUGAGUUCUUUCCCUCCCGAUACCUGGUGUUUAUUUUCGUAUUUUUUUCCGGUUUCAUUGAGCUGACCAGUGACGACGCGUCUACACCGCCUUUCACCCACUUGUGAAGCGCGACCUCGUGAUUGAAAACGACCUUGGCUCAAGCAAGCAUUUCACUUAGCACUAUUUUCCUUUCACUGUUACGACUGAAGACGCGCUAGAUCUAGUCUGUAGUGACUGUUGUCUAUAACUAGAGCAAUUAGCAGCCUAAUGUGAAGGCUACAUCCCUCCGGGCCCUCCCUCGCCGAAAAUCUUCUUGUUGUAACAGUAAGAGUGACUUCGCGUGGAAAGUCCGUAUAUCAUCUUAUCUUUGUGUCUUUCUGAGUAUUUUAUUAGAUUUUGUAUUUGGAGAUUCAGUGUUUAAGUAUAAUUGCUACCGGUACUUUACUUUUGAGUCUUCUCACGAUCCAUCCUUGUUAUCUAGAUUUUAGAUUUUGUAUUUGGAGAUUCAGUGUUUAAGUAUAAUUGCUACCGGUACCUUACUUUUGAGUCUUCUCACGAUCCAUCCUUGUUAUCUAGAUUUUAGAUUUUGUAUUUGGAGAUUCAGUGUUUAAGUAUAAUUGCUACCGGUACUUUACUUUUGAGUCUUCUCACGAUCCAUCCUUGUUAUCUAGCUAGAAAUAGUAUCUAGAUUUAGAUCUAAGUUAGAUCUAGUUAUGAUAAUUCGCGCUUAACCUGAAAACUCCGUGAAUUUUAGUUAAUUUAAGGAUCUAGAUCCAGGUACAUCUAAUGUCUGGAUUGCUCUAGAAAUACACUAGAUUCUAGAUUUACGCUAAAUCACUACAAUCUAGUGAAGAAAAUUCUCUCACAGCCGUUAAAAGUCCGCGAAGUUUAGUGACAUUGAGUUAGAAUCUACAGAGUCUAAAUCUACGAUAAAUUCAGUGAAGAUAAUUCGCACACAGCCGUGAAAAGUCCGCCAAUUUAGUGACUUAAUUAGAUCUAGACUGUAGAAGCAGUGACGGCCGUGAAAAGUUAGUGACUUAGAUCUAGACUCUAGAUUUACGGUAGAUUCAGUGAAAAUAAUUCGCACAUAGCCGUGAAAAGUCCGCGAAUUUUAGGGACUAGAUUUACGGUGAUUCAGUGAAGAUAAUUCGAAAAAAGUCCGCGAAUUUAGUGACUUAGACUUAGAUCUAGACUUAAUUUACGCUAAUCCAAUAGAAUAGAGUGAAAAUAAUUCUCACAGCUGUGAAAAGUCCGCGAAUUUAGUGACUUAAAUUAGAGUCUAGAUCUACUGUAGAUUUAACUAAAAUAUUUCGCACACAGCUGUAGAAAAGCCCGUAGAGUUAUUUUGGUUGUAAUUUACUUAAAACUGAUGGAAAGCAAGUCAACUGCUAUAGUAAGAAUGAAAUAUUAUUUUUACAAAUCUAUGUCAAUUUAAGAAAAUUUCUAACUUCAGAUUGCGACAGUUUUAGCUGAAUUACAUCUCAUAUUUUUAAAAAGUUAUUCUUCUGUAGUGCAAGCUUGUUUGUGUUUUCUAAUGUAUUAAAAAGUUGCAUUUAAAUGCUAAGAAACACUAGAGAUGAAUUUUUUUAUUAUUUUUUUUGGAGGUAUGAUUUCAACUUAUCAGCAUACAUUUUAAUGUGGGUUUUUUAAUUUAAAAUUUAUAUAUAUAUAUAUAUUAUUCUUUUUACAUAUUUAUGUCAUAUGUAUGUAAAUAUAUAUAUAUAUAUAUAUAUAUAUAUAGGCCUAUAGCUUGCUAUGGUGCGAUGCAUACCUUGAAAAUCUAAAACUCUACCUUGAAAACCUGGAAAAUACCUGGAAAAUCAUUCAUGAAAUUGGCUAUGAACCCUGACACUUUUAAAAUCAUGUUUUCAUUCCAUUUGGUUGCUGAUUUAUUAUUAUGUGUUAUAACCUUUUUGAAUUUGUUGCAAUAAAUUUUGUUCUUUUUUUUUCUGAUUUUUUAAAUUUUUAGAAUUGUAUGUUCAACAUGUCCUUAUUUUUAUUUGGCUAGAACUCAAUUUAUCAACAUUAUUACUUAUUACAGAGUGACUGGCCACAUAUUUUUUUUUAGAUUUUAAUCUAUUUAUAUGUUUAUUUAGGGCUGCAGAGUUGUAACUUAGAACUUCACAUCUCUGAUUCUCUGAGUGUUUAUACAAAAGCUAAAAUGGCCUUUAAAUUCUUCUUUAACUCCCCCCCACCCCCCCACCCCCACGGUCAAAUGUCAUAAAUGUUAAAUUGUUAAAGUGAAGCACUUUGUAAAUGUUUUGACAUUAUUAUAGGAUUCUUUAAAGACCAAUGUCCUCUAUGUCAGUCCAUUUUGUUGAAUUCUCAAAAACAAUUUUUCUUGAUCUGCAUGUACAUUAAGCAUAACAUGAUUUUAUUAAGAGCUUUUCUAAGAGAGAAGUAGAACAUUUCAUCCUGUCAGUCCUAGAGCUCUCUCAAUGUGCUACUAACUCUGUUUCCCUCCGUCCAGCCAGAUUUAUGAUUUUAUGUGACGGCUUGCUAGGAAAAUUAGAGUUAUGCAGAAAAUGUAUUAUUUUUUUGGACAUAUUUAUGUGUUGGAAUCUCAGAAAACUUAAGAAUGCAGUCUUUAAAAAGAUAAAGAUGAAAAAUUGUUAUAAGUAGAUUUUUUUUGUUAUUCAGUAUGUAUAUAUAAUUAAAUAAAUAGAAUACUUAAUAAUUUUGUUAAAAUCUUUUCAUAGUAAUCCCAGAUUGAAAUCCUCCAUCUCUCCACAUCAUAUGGAAAAUAUAUUUCAACUGAGUUUUUUUUUAUUUUCCAAUGUCUGGAGUUUUUUUUUAUGGCAAAAAGUAAUUAAAAAAAAAAAAAGAAUUGCAUAAGUUUGUGAAACUAAAUUAAAAUAUUAUAGCAUCCAUAGUGUGCUCUGCUUCAUUAGUAUUUCGUAGGAAAGGUGUACUUGUAAGUGAUGUAUCAACUGCCUUUAGGCAGCUCUAGAAACACAACCAGAGUUUUCAAAGUAAUUUGUAACAGUGCAAGACAUAGUUUCUGUAUACCAUUGAGAUUUUAUAUUAGCAUUUUUUUGUUCUACUUUUGUAUUCUGAUACACAAUGUUCUUUAGUUUGGUCCAUCUGAAUGUUAAACAUGCCCAAAAUCUUUGAACAAAAUAAAUCAUUUUUUGUGGAGAUAUUUUGUUCUUGCCAUGUCAUGGACACAUUCAUUUUUACAUCUAUACUGUUCAUUUAUUUCUGUAAGCUGUAUAGACAAUAAAGUAUCUAGUGUAGCUACAAAGUAUGUUUUGUAUUUGUUCAGAACUAAGCAAUAAAAUAUAUGAAAGCAAG
Messenger RNA from Biomphalaria glabrata, 6760 nucleotides. Its product is annotated as protein wntless-like. The transcript is spliced from 14 exons. Gene Ontology annotation, cellular component: organelle membrane; endomembrane system. The record is from RefSeq and is a predicted model, not a curated record. Gene Ontology annotation, biological process: Wnt signaling pathway; intracellular protein transport; Wnt protein secretion. Lineage: Eukaryota; Metazoa; Mollusca; Gastropoda; Planorbidae. Gene Ontology annotation, molecular function: Wnt-protein binding. Bases 135 to 1781 code for a protein of 548 amino acids.